Messenger RNA from Camelina sativa (false flax), 1504 nucleotides. Its product is annotated as UDP-glycosyltransferase 76D1-like. The record is from RefSeq and is a predicted model, not a curated record. Gene Ontology annotation, molecular function: quercetin 7-O-glucosyltransferase activity; quercetin 3-O-glucosyltransferase activity. NCBI's taxonomy places the organism in Eukaryota, Viridiplantae, Streptophyta, Magnoliopsida, Brassicales, Brassicaceae.
AUCAAACUCAAGAACCAGUUGAAGAAAAUUAGAAUAUCAUGGAAGAGAUUCGCCAGAGAAGACUGUUGAUGGUCCCAGCACCGUUCGAAGGCCAUUUACCUUCGAUGAUGAACUUAGCCUCCUACCUUUUUUCCCAAGGCAUUUCAGUCACAGUUGUUCAAACCCAAUUCAACUUCAAAGAUCUCUCUGCUAGCUUCCCUGAUCUCAACUUCUUCACCAUAAAAGAAGGCAUGUCAGAAUCCGCUAUAUGUGAACCCAUUUUGAAAGAGUUUCUAACUAUCCAUGAUGAUGUUGAGUUUAUCAUAUAUGAUGAAUUUGUCUACUUCCCUCGAGGUGUUGCAGAAGAUCUUCAUCUUCCCAAUAUGGUCUUUAGUCCUUCUUCGGCCGCUACUUCGAUCAGCCGGUGCGUGCUUAUGGAUAACCAAGCAAAAGGGUUACUUCCUCCACAAGAAGCAUUAUCUCAGCUUGAAGAAAUGGUGCCAGAAUUUCAUCCCUUUAGGUUUAAAGAUCUGCCUGUAACAGCUUAUGGAUCUAUGGAGAGAUUAAUGAUACUUUACGAGAAUGUAAGCAAUAGAUCUCUAUCUUCUGGCAUAAUACACAAUUCUUCAAAUUGCUUAGAGAGCUCAUUCAUAUCAACUGCACAAGAGAACUGGAGAGUUCCCGUGUACCCGGUUGGUCCACUCCAUAUGACGACCAAUCCCGCUACGUCAUGUCCGAGUUUAUUUGAUGAAGAAAGAAACUGUCUCGAAUGGCUUGAGAAGCAAGAAACAAACUCCGUGAUAUACAUAAGCAUGGGCAGCUUGGCGAUGACACAAGAGAUAGAGGCUUUGGAGAUGGCCAUGGGAUUUGUUGAGAGUAAUCAACCUUUCUUGUGGGUGAUCCGACCAGGCUCGAUAAUCGGAUAAGAGUCCUUAGACUUCUUACCGGAACAAUUUAGGCAAACGGUAACCGACGGGAGAGGUUUUGUAGUGCAAUGGGCUCCACAGAAAGAGGUGUUAAGGCAUAGAGCAGUGGGAGGGUUUUGGAACCAUUGUGGAUGGAACUCAUGCCUGGAGAGCAUAAUUAGUGGCGUACAAAUGAUUUGCCUGCCGUAUUCUGGUGAUCAGAAAGUUAACACUCGACUUAUGUCACAUGUUUGGCAAACCGCGUUUGAGAUCGAAGGUAAAUUGGAAAGAGGAAUUGUAAAGAUAGCUGUGAGGAGGCUCAUUUUGGAUCAUGAAGGCGUAGAAAUGAGAAUGAGAGCCAUUGGACUAAAGGAGGAGAUUGAAGCUUCUGUCAGAAUAGGAGGCUCUUCUCACAGUUCUUUAAACAGUAUGGUCGACAGUAUCAUGUCAUUAACAUCAUUACGAUCGCCUCCAAGCCAGAACAUAAAAUGAGAAAAAGACUCACAAUUAUUUGUAUCAUUAACGAAGUAGUUGAUUGUGCUUGUCGUUAGAAUGAAACCAAUCUAGGUGGUAUCACUCGGGUUCCCAACAAGCAGAAUCACAUAUCUACCUAUAAUAUG